UAACAUUGGAAUUUAAUCCGAAUGCAAUCGAAACAAAUCAAAAUUAUACAAUAAUAGCAAAAAUCAAAGGCGGUGGAUAUUCUCUGUGCAUCGAUUGGAUUCAUGAAAAUCUUUAUUGGUUAGAAAAUACUAUGGACGGUACUUACAUUAUGAAACUGAACUUAACAUUAGUACAACAAAAAGGCAUCAAAACAUACGAAAAAAUCGCACUGGCUGCAAAGCAUACUUCAUUUUUAAAAGUAUUGCCAUAUAAGAGACAUUUAUAUUGGACAGUAGAUUCUUCAAUAGUGCAAACGGAUUUGAAUGGUAGAAACAAAUUAUAUAUGGCAGACAAUAAAUGCUUCUGCCUCAAGACAUUUCUAGGAUUGCAACAAAUUGAUUACACUUUUAUGACGAUUGAUACAACGAUUAUUGACGAGCCGCUAAUAUAUUGGAUAAUAAACAAUGAAUAUUUAAUCGUCACGGAUAUUAAUGGUUGUAAUUGCAAUAUGAUUUUAAGAUUUCCAAAUCAAUUUACUUAUCGUAUUAAUGAUAUAGUAAUUGAUAGUAUUAAUAUUUACUUGAUUACUUAUGAAAAAAUAUAUAUUUUAAGAAAGGAAAAUGCUCUUCUCGAAAGCAAAGAAAACAUAUUUCAAUGUUUUCAAAAAAUCCAUUACGGCUUUUUUGACUUGUUAGCUCUUGAUAAAACUUUACAAUUAUAUCCCCCGAAGAUAUGUCUAAUACCUACGAAAGAUAAUCGUGUUGAAGAAAUGUUAAUAACUGCAGACAGCAUUAAGGUGAACCUUCCGGAGCCGAAUCUCACUGACGAAUGUAAAAAGUACAAUUUUAUUUUUAUAUAUGACAUCUUUGUGAGUUAUUUAAAAUAUUUAGACAAUGAUCUCAACAAAUUCGAGGAAUUUCAUGUCGAAACGUACGAACGGCAGUACGAAUUCCAAAAUUUGACGCAGUUGACAGAAUACACGUUAACGCUGGCAGUGAGCAAUUAUUACAUCAACAAGAUGUCGAUGGAUUUGCAAUUCGGCCCAGAUGUAAAACUGAUAACUACGGGCAAGCUCUAUGCACCGGAUGUAGUAGUUAAAGUUGUAAUGCCAAAUCUGACGGUAAUUGAUUCGAUGACACCGAAAAAAUUAAAUUGCGUGGCAGUGAAUUAUGAGGUGAAAUUGGUAGAAUAUCCAAAUAACACUCAAGAAAAUCAAAAUUCGGUUUGCUUCAUAAAAGUCAAUAAACUAGAACGUACGACAAAUGGCAAGUUUUUCGCGGUAAUUCCGUCACCAAAGCAAAUAUACGAGAUAUACCUGUGUGUGUAUCCAAUUAUUCGGACAGAUGUCGUCACUGACAGUGUAAUAAAAACAGUCUACAUGUCCGAACCGAAUAAUUUAAGUUUGGAUGGGAUCGAUACAAACAGUAUGAAUAUCUCGUGGAUUCCAAGCGUUAAUCUGACGAUUCCUACUGAAUUCUUUAUACUAGAAUACAAAAAUGCUGCGUCACGAAAGAGGAUAUGGGAAAUUGCGAAUAAUAUUAGGAAUAAUGAUAAAAUAACAUAUCACAUAGAAAAUUUAUUGCCGCAAACUAAGUACAAAUUUCGUUUGAACUUAAAAUAUACUGAGUAUAAAGAAAAUUUCACAUGGCCGUCUGAUGGAAAAGAAUUUAUUUUUGAAACGCUCGGUGAUGCAAGAAAGAUUCCUAGCGCAACUGGGACAGCUAUGCAAUAUUAUCUGCCAUUAAUAUUAUGUCUUAUUGUAAUCAUUGUAAUAUACAAUGUUUACUACUUUUAUUGUACAUACAGGCAACGCAAAAGAAGUAACGAAAUAGUUUCGCCUCCAAUAAUGAUCAAUACGGAAUUAGUACCUUUAAAUGAAAUAUCUUUCGGGUGCACUCAACUAAAUUUGCUGAACCCUCCUAGAUUGCAAUAUAAUUCAGACGAAUUUGCGUUGACCAUAAUCGAAAAAAAUCAAAUUAUCCAAACAAAGUUUUUAGGUAGCGGCGCAUUUGGUAGUGUAUAUCAAGGAAUCAUAAAAAAUUUUGAAGGGUUGGACACAACACCAGUUGCGAUAAAAAUGCUGAAAAGACAAGCUUCUUCGAAAGAAAAAAAGGAAUUCUUGAAAGAGGCUAAACUUAUGAGCCACUUUCGACAUAAAAAUGUGCUAAGAAUAUUAGGCAUUUGUUUGAACACGAAUUCACCGUUACUUAUAUUGGAAUUAAUAGAACCUGGUGACUUAUUGAAUUAUUUAAGAAAUAAUGGAACAUUGCAAUCGUCAGAUUCGUGCGCGUUGCGUCUGAAAGACUUGCUCGCCAUGUGCGAAGAUGUUGCUCGAGGCUGUUGUUACUUAGAAAGGCAGCAAUUUGUGCAUAGAGAUCUCGCGUGUCGAAAUUGCUUAAUAUCCGUAAAAAAUCAUGAAAACCGUAUUGUGAAAAUCGGCGACUUUGGACUAGCCAGAGAUAUUUACAAGGAUCACUAUUACCGUAUGAAAGGAGACCACCCGCUUCCUGUUCGCUGGAUGGCACCGGAAUCUUUAGUGUUUGGAAUAUUUACUUCACAAAGCGAUGUUUGGGCUUUCGGAGUACUAAUGUGGGAAAUUAUGUCAUUGGGUGAACAUCCUUAUCCUGGCAAAAAUUAUUCCGAAGUUAUAGAAUAUGUGCGUGAGGGAGGCAAACUGCCAAAACCUCUCAACUGUCCACCGAUGUUGUAUCAGUUGAUGCUACAUUGUUGGAAAUCUGUAAUCGGUAGACCAAACUUUACAAAUUGUCUCAAAAAUAUCAAAAUCUUAAGAGAUAACAUAGAAGAUUCGAUACUUAUAAUAAGUUCGUUGGAUAUUUUUGGACAUGGAGAGACGAAUCAAUCGUAAUUCUUUUUAUGGGUAUAUAUUUUUGUAUAGAGUAAUGAAUUUUUGCGAUUCUAGAUAAUAUCUAUUAAGAAAUAUUGCUUUUAUUUACUUUUGCAUACAUUUUAUAACAUAGUGAAUGUUACAUUUAAUCCUUUUUUUAUUAAUAUUACAAUUCAAGUUAUGAUCUUAUUUACAAUAUGUAGAAAUUUUACUAUGUUUAAUAAAUUUUUUUAACUCACAGUUAUAUACAAUACUGCAAUCAAG
Nylanderia fulva is the source of this 3089-nucleotide messenger RNA. Lineage: Eukaryota; Metazoa; Arthropoda; Insecta; Hymenoptera; Formicidae. The record is from RefSeq and is a predicted model, not a curated record.